This is a messenger RNA of Penicillium malachiteum, 1239 nucleotides long. RefSeq names its product NAD(P)-dependent alcohol dehydrogenase. Gene Ontology annotation, biological process: D-sorbitol catabolic process. Lineage: Eukaryota; Fungi; Ascomycota; Eurotiomycetes; Eurotiales; Aspergillaceae. Gene Ontology annotation, molecular function: L-iditol 2-dehydrogenase (NAD+) activity; zinc ion binding. The coding region runs from base 1 to 1239 and encodes 412 amino acids. The record is from RefSeq and is a predicted model, not a curated record. The transcript is spliced from 2 exons.
AUGUCUGAAUCAUCUGCUACUGUCCUCGUCCUUCACGGUGCAAAGGACCUCCGAGUGGAGAAGCGCACCCUCCCAGCUCCGGCAGUCGGUGAGGUUCAAGUGGCCGUACAAGCCACUGGUCUUUGCGGCUCUGACCUACACUACUACUCCCACGGCCGCAAUGGCGACUUCGUCGUGCGCGAGCCAAUGUGUCUGGGUCACGAAUCUGCCGGUACAGUAACAGCCAUUGGUCCCAACGUCACAAGCCACAAAGUUGGCGACCGCGUUGCACUGGAAGUCGGACUUCCCUGUCGCAAAUGCUCCCUCUGCCAACAAGGCCGCUACAAUAUCUGUCCCUCAAUGCAGUUCCGCAGUAGUGCAAAGGUCUUCCCCCAUCUAGAUGGCACGCUUAUGGAGCGCACAAACCACCCAGCGGAGAUGUGUCACAAACUCCCAUCAAAUGUUACCGACGCAGGCGGUGCCCUCGUGGAACCCCUCGCCGUCUGCCUUCAUGCCAUCCGUCGCUCUCGUCCUCCAACACCAGAGCAGGUCGCAAUCGCCCGCUCAACGGGUGAAGCCACAGCUGCACUGGUCUUCGGCGCUGGUGCAAUUGGUCUCCUACUCGCAUCUGCGCUCGCCACAAAUGAGAACUUCACUUCCAUCCUUGUCGCUGAUAUCGAUGCCUCCCGCCUUGAGAUCGCCGCCUCCCUUGGUCUCGGCCUUAAGACUGCUCUUAUUCCCCUUCGUGAUCCAGCGAAUCCAGCCCCGCCUAAGGAUGCGCCUCACGCGGAGCAGACGGCCUGGGCCCUUGCUAAUGCCCAAUCUUUGGCUGCGAAGCUGACUGAGGCGGCUGGCUCAGACGAUGGUCUGACGGUUCCGGAUUUCACACGAGUAUAUGAUUGCACUGGUGUGCCUUCUUGUGUCCAGGCUGGAAUCUAUGCUUCCCAGGCUGGUGGUGUCCUUGUGCAGGUUGGCAUGGGUAACCCCAUCCAGACUCUCCCCGUUGGUGCGGCUGCUCUGCGUGAGGUUGAUAUUAUCGGAACUUUCCGAUAUGAUGGACAUGCAUACCCCGCUGCUAUUGCUUUGCUGCAGAGUGGCAAGAUGGAAACUACAGAGGCUAAGGUCGUCACUCACCGGAUCAAGCUUGAAGAUGGUGAGCGGGCGUUUGCCUUGGCUGGUAAGGGUGUUGAUGAGGAAGGACGGCCCGUUGUGAAGGUUAUUAUUGAAGGUCCCAGUGAAUCUGCUCGGGCUAGUCUGUAA